AGUAUCACACAAAGGCGUGUAAUAGUCACGUUGGUCCACUUGGGAAAGCGUGUGAGUGUCACGUUUUGCCUCGCCAAGGCGUGAACAUUACACGCGUGAAUGAAGGAGGACUACCAACGGGGCGAUAAUUCAAUUAACUGCCAACAACUCCCACAGACCAGAAAUAAGCAGGUAAGAUGGAGAUGGACGAUUCCCCCCUUUUAAUAAUUAUGCUAAAUAAUUAAAAUGUUGUUUGUUGAAAACGUUUUUGGUUGCCUGAGUGUUGUUAUUUUUAUUGGAUUUCAUUUGGCUGUUAGAGAGCCGAGGGUUAUUGACGUUAGAUGAAACCGAAUGAGUACUUUGACGUUAGUUAGCUAGCGCUUUUUAGCAUUUAGCUUAGCUCUCUUUAGCAGUUUAGUUGUAGUCACCGGCUUUACGGCUAGCUUAAAUGCUAGUUCAAAAUGAAUGCUUGCUAAAGUUGAUUAAAGCGGUCUGACGCUUCUAAAAAUUAUACUGCCCUUUAUUUUGCUAAUUUAUUUUUUAUUCAUUUUAGAUCCUUUAAAGUUAUUUCCAAUAUGCAGUAACAGCAUCCCAGUUACUUCUAUAAUUUGAUACAUUUCUGCAUUUUUGACAAAGAAAUCCAUGAAAUGUUGUUGCAAGAGAAAUAACAAUGUUUUUGUUUUUCAACAGAUUCUAUUAUACCCACCACCUUCAUUCACCUUCUUUGAACAUCUACCUACUCGCUUUCAAUUUAAAAAAACAACGGCUCUUUUAAGAGCCAUUCUAUUUCAUUCAUUCCUUUUACUCUCUCUCUCUCUCUCUCUCUCUCUCUCUCUCUCUCUCUCUCUCUCUCUCUCUCUCUCUCUCUCUCUCUCUCUCUCUCUCUCUUUCUACCUCUCUACCUCUCUCUCACUCUCUCACUCACACACACUCUUUCUCUCGCUCUUCCUCACACUCUUUAAAAAUGCCAGGCCCUGGGUCAACAUCAAGAAAAUGUGUUGCCUGCCACACAGUUCUCAAUGUGGCCUGCAAAACCUGCAAGGCGUGCAAGGUAGAGCAGCCACAUAAGCUGCGAUUAAACAAAAAAAUGAUCAAAUUUGAUCAAAAGCGAGAGGGCUGGGUCCAUACCCAAAAGAAAAAUAGGACCACGUCGCACAUCAAAGAUGAAGCUUAUAUGCUGCUUGAAAAGUUGCAGUCUCUGGAAGUGAGGGCUGUCUUGUUGUUGUCCAGGCCUGCAAAAAUGCCAAAUGCCUGGGUGUCUGAAGUGUUGACACCCCGUUGCCAGCUGACGGAGACAUCCAGAUCCUGUCAGCAAAGAAUUCAGGACCUUUUUGACAUUUUAAUUCAAGGCUGGACCCCACAAGGUACUGCAGAAGUGCAACUGGAGGCCUCGGUCGGACCACCUGCAGCCUCAGUCGGACUCUCGAAGGCCCUGACUGGACCACCUGCGGCCUCAGUUGGACUCCCGAAGGCCUCAGUCGGACCACCUGCGGCCUCAGUUGAACUCCCGAAGGCCUCAGUCGGACCACCUGCGGCCUCAGUCGGACUCCCGAAGGCCCUGACUGGACCACCUGCGGCCUCAGCCGGACUCCCGAAGGCCUCAGUCGGACCACCGGAGACCAUGACUGGACCCCCAGCGGAUGAAAGUGUCGAAGGAGUCUGUCCUGCUCCCACAACAGUGCUGCCACGUACAAGAAAAGAAUGCCCACACACAGUGACAGGGAGCCAGGAUUUUUACCCUGUGAAGAGGGUUACCAAAUUCAAAGUUAUUAAGGGCCAAACAAUGAAACAGGUGGAGUGGGAGCCAUGCAAACUCUGUGGAAAGAAGUGGCCAUUGGAGUGGGUGGCAGAUACGGACACCAUCGGUAUCCAUUAGGUGCCCAUGUACCGAAGAUUCUGUGCUCUGUUUUGUUCGAACUAUAAUUAAUAAUAAUAAGUAUAAUCUUUCUUUCUUUCUUUCUUA
Osmerus eperlanus (European smelt) is the source of this 1942-nucleotide messenger RNA. RefSeq lists its product as uncharacterized. Bases 944 to 1855 code for a protein of 303 amino acids. Lineage: Eukaryota; Metazoa; Chordata; Actinopteri; Osmeriformes; Osmeridae. The transcript has 8 exons. The record is from RefSeq and is a predicted model, not a curated record.